AUGUCUACCACCACUAUGGUUUCGGAGUCUCAGACUCCGUCUAACCGUGCGGGACGACUCCGCCGUCUUAGCCAACUGCGCGCCUAUACGCAGAGUCAUCUCAUUCCAUCCUCCUCGUCUUCCUCCACCGCUGCGACCUCGCCCCCAUCCGCAGCUAACCAGCGGCGCCAUCGCAACAGCCUCAGUCGCGUGGUAUCUUUAUCCUCCCCAUUCCAUAUUUCUACUGCCGCCGACUCGAUACAGCCGCUGGCGGCGUCUGAGUCUUCUCUCUCGCCCGAGCGCGAGGCUCACCAAACCGACAACAGUGUCAGUUCCGACUCGGAUCCCCGAGAGCAAUCGGCUUCGUCCGCCUCGUCACGAUCGCUUCCAUCAUCGCACGAGGGAUCUGCCCAGGCGGCUGGUUCUGGAUCGCAGACUAUGGCGGUGGAUAACUGUGCCCCUCUUAACGGGCAGGAUAGCAGUGCUCCUGCGGCAACAACAGAUGUCGGUAUCGUUAAUGAGAACAAUAACGGCAGUGCUGCCAACAAGAAACCAAAGAUGAAUAAUACUAUUCGAUUUUUCGCCUAUCAGGAUACUCAUCAUUCGUCCCGUCCGUCUCUACAAUUCUCUCCCAUGACCCGCACCCUACCCUCCGAAGACUGCAUCAUCCGUGUCGGACGAUACUCUGAGCGUGACGGCGUUCCCAUCGCCAACCCAUCAGAACCAUCCGAUGCCCCGAUAGGAUUCAAGUCAAAGGUCGUCAGUCGAAAACACUGCGAGUUUUCUAUGGUGAACGGGCAGUGGCACAUCAAAGAUGUCGGUAGUUCAUCAGGUACCUUCCUCAACCGGACUCGGCUGAGUCAGCCGAAUAUGGCCUCCAGAUUAUACGCUGUUCGAGAUGGGGAUAUCGUACAACUGGGAAUCGAUUUUAGAGGUGGCGAGGAGAUGAUUUUCCGAUGCGUACGGAUACGGAUUGAGUGCAAUCGCACAUGGCAGCAGAGGCCGAAUGAGUUCAAUAAAAAUACGGAGUCUUUGAUCAAUAACUUAGGAAAGGGAAAAGCGGCUUCGGAUUUUGAAGGUUGUCGGGAAUGUUCUAUUUGCUUGGGCUCUGUUUUGCGACCCUACCAAUGCCUGUUCAUGGCAGCUUGCGCACACGUUUGGCACUACAAGUGCAUUCGCCGGCUGAUACACACCCCGGAAUACCCGAUGUUUCAAUGUCCCAAUUGCCGUGCAUGGACCGAUCUCAGUGCUGAAGUAGACGAUUCAAUGGAGUUCGACGAGGAAUCAGCAAAGGAAGAUGCCGACAGUACUGAGAUCAAGCAGGACGCUGCUGGCGCAGUAACCGGCGAUGCGACACAUGAUGCCAACGCUGAUGCUCCUGGAGAGCAGGCAACUGUACACGCAAAUGGUGAAAAUGCAGCCAACGACCGGGAACUCGCCGCGAUUGCCGAGAAUUUGCAUCUGGGAGAAGAGAGGAAUACGCCCAUGCAAGAUGCCGAGAAUCCUGAUGGUGCGGAUGUCACAACCCGGGGACCUGUUAGUAGUAACAGCCAGUCUGCCAACAUACCAAUCCCCAACGGAUCUUCCUCACAUGGAAAUCAAUCCAAUUCUCGCUCGGACACGCCAGCCAAUCACGAGACGUUUGAAGACGACCCAAUGACCCCUCGAAAUGAUUCCGGUCCUCUUGCUCUCGACGGCCGAGCCGGCCAUCUAUAA
Talaromyces amestolkiae is the source of this 1695-nucleotide messenger RNA. RefSeq lists its product as uncharacterized. The transcript has 3 exons. The coding region runs from base 1 to 1695 and encodes 564 amino acids. Lineage: Eukaryota; Fungi; Ascomycota; Eurotiomycetes; Eurotiales; Trichocomaceae. Gene Ontology annotation, molecular function: ubiquitin protein ligase activity; protein binding. Gene Ontology annotation, cellular component: mitotic spindle pole body; cytosol; ubiquitin ligase complex. Gene Ontology annotation, biological process: protein ubiquitination; negative regulation of septation initiation signaling; mitotic spindle assembly checkpoint signaling. The record is from RefSeq and is a predicted model, not a curated record.